UCAUUGAAAUAAUAAAUCACAAUUUUACAAGAUCACUUUCCAACACCAAAAUGGCAGCUAGUGUUGCUUUAAAACAUCAUAUUGGAUAAUCCCAGUAUAAAGAUGAAUACUCCACCAGUUUGUAAGUGUUUUUAUUACACACUAUAACUCUCCCCACACUGUGUUUACAAUCUGAAGUGGAGUUUACUCAAACUUUGACUGCUUAGAUAAAAGAAAACUUAAACUGAAGUUUGCGAUCCUUUCGCGAAAUUACUGCAGAAUGCCAUAACGCUUGGAGAAGGAAUGGUUUUGAAAUGGGGGCUGGAAGUUUGAUGUCAACUAUUGCAUGUGAAUCAUUGUCUCAGUCUGAUGAAUAAACUGAACAAGACUUCAAAAGGAGAUAUUGGGUCACCUAGUGGGAAGUGGUCCAUUUAAACCAUGGCAGCAGUGACCCAGCAGCCGUUAGCGACUGCAGUCAAUGAGACGAAUACUCCUUCAGUUCUCCAUUCAAGUGGUCCGAUUACGAUAAGAAAUCUACAAGAUACAGAAAAGGAUGCUGAGUUCACGGGAAGGAUAAUAGUAGACACAUUUGAAGGGAAAGUUGUUCAUUGUACUAGUAGACAAAGCUUACCCGCCAUGAGAGCAUUCUAUGCAAGAAAACAGAGGGAGAGACCUCCUGUGUAUUAUGAGAGAGACUUUGUUGCGGAAUAUAAUGGAGAGAGUGUAGGCUCGUGUGUUCUACGUUACCAUGGAGACAAUGAUCUGUUUCAAGACCGGGAUGAGGACUUGAACAAUAUGUCUUGCUGUGAUCAGUGUGGACUUUGCUGUUUUACCUGUGCGACAACAGAAUUUGAAAUCCCACUUGGAAAGGGUUAUAUAGAUCACAUUGGAGUAGAUGCCAGAUUUAGAGGAAAAGGCAUAGGGAAGGUGCUAUUAGAUAUGGCUGAAAUUGACGCCAAAAGAAAAGGAUGUCAAAGUAUUUAUCUAUGGGUGUCGACUAGUAACCGAGCCCAGCACUUGUACGAGAGACAGGGAUAUGUGUUAAUGGAAACUGGCACCUUAUGUUGCUGUGGAAUGUGGUGCUUAACAGGAGACAGGGAAUUUGCUCGGAUGGAGAAGAUUCUUCAGAGCUAACCAAAACAGCUUAAAAUAUUUGUGCUCAAUGGUGUAUAUGUUAAAUUACUUGUAUGGAUCCAUUGAGAAAUUUUACUUAGGAAAUAAGAUUUCAUUUUUGAAUGUCAUUGGGAUUUGACAUGAAGUUGGUCACGUGAUAAAAUCCUAUCACGCCCGCACCGGUAUCUUGCCAUGAAGAUAAUUUUUGAAGCCUCGAAACCAGCCUCGCUUAUUAUCAUGCCGAGUUAUAGCCGUGAUGGCAGUUGCCAGGAAACAACAGUUUAACUUAUCAUCAUCAUAAAGUAAAUAGGCUUAUACCCCUGCGUACAUUGUUAGAAAUUCAUUUUAUAAAUUUGCAGAAGUUGCAAUUGAGACAUAGUUGCAGACGGUAUUUAAAACUGUUUAAAAUGAAACAACAGAACGGUAUGUUUAAUGUUUCUGUUUUAUAAAUUGAUGAAAUUCUUGUUUGUUUAUAAAAUAAACUCAGAAUAAAUAU
Ostrea edulis (European flat oyster) is the source of this 1588-nucleotide messenger RNA. RefSeq lists its product as uncharacterized. The transcript has 7 exons. The coding region runs from base 418 to 1113 and encodes 231 amino acids. Lineage: Eukaryota; Metazoa; Mollusca; Bivalvia; Ostreida; Ostreidae. The record is from RefSeq and is a predicted model, not a curated record. Gene Ontology annotation, molecular function: acyltransferase activity, transferring groups other than amino-acyl groups.